Centruroides sculpturatus (bark scorpion) is the source of this 1836-nucleotide messenger RNA. It is a transcript of the gene Cdc45, whose product is annotated as cell division control protein 45 homolog. The coding region runs from base 106 to 1761 and encodes 551 amino acids. Gene Ontology annotation, molecular function: single-stranded DNA binding; DNA replication origin binding; chromatin binding. The transcript is spliced from 19 exons. Gene Ontology annotation, cellular component: DNA replication preinitiation complex. Lineage: Eukaryota; Metazoa; Arthropoda; Arachnida; Scorpiones; Buthidae. Gene Ontology annotation, biological process: double-strand break repair via break-induced replication; mitotic DNA replication preinitiation complex assembly; DNA replication initiation. The record is from RefSeq and is a predicted model, not a curated record.
ACGAUUUAUAAAACGUCAUCGUGUUUUUGUAUCUAUUGGCGGGAUCGUCUAUCACCUGGAGGCCAUUUUAUUUUUGAAUGUGGUUUAGACGGUUUUAGAUCGAAUAUGUUUGUAAAUGACAUGAAAACGGAGUUUUACGACGUCAUUUUCGAUUCUAGAGUUUUGAUAUUAGCGGGAUUUGAUGUAGAUUCGUUGUGUGCCUGUAGAAUUUUACAAUAUCUUUUCCAUUGCGACAAUAUUUUAUACACAUUAAUACCAGUACCUGGUAGAGCUGCCUUGGUGAAAGCAUUCAAGCAGCAUGGAGAACAGGUGAAAUACGUGAUAAUGAUCAAUUGCGGAGCAACGAUAGACGUCGUGGAGUUACUACAACCAAAAGACGAAGUCGUAUUUUACAUUGCCGAUAGCCAUCGGCCAGUUGACGUGUAUAAUAUUUAUAACGGUGUUCAGGUUCGCCUUCUGAUUAAACCAGAUGACGUCGAAGGCAUUCCCGAAUUCGACAACAUUUUCCGAGAAGACGAGUCGGAAGACGAAAGCGAUUCGGAUAUCAGGUUAAAUGAAAGAGUUCUCGAGCGUCGACGAGAGAGAAGAUUAUGGAAAGAACAAAGACAAAAGAUAAUGUUUGACUACACCCAAUUCAGUUACUACGGCAUAUCGACUGCUGUAGCUAUGUUCGAACUGGCGUGGAAACUUUCAAAAGACACGAAUGAUCUUCUCUGGUGGGCAAUAGUCGGCCUAACCGAACAAUAUCUCUUCAGGAAGAUAGAACAGGAUAAGUACGUUCUUCAAGUAGGAAAUCUGCAAACUCACGUCUCGCGCCACAAUCACAUUUCUGUGAGAGAUACAAAUGUACAAUCGGUCACCUCGCUGCGCAUUUCCUUUGAGAAAGAUUUGCAGCUAGCGUUAUAUAGGCACUGGUCGCUGUACGAGAGUUUAAAACACACUACAUACACCGCCUGUAAAUUCAGGCUGUGGAGCCUGAAAGGUCAGAAACGACUCUGUGAAUUCUUAGCGGAGAUGGGGUUACCUUUGGUGGAAUGUAAACAGAAAUUUCCUGCCAUGGACAUGCAUCUGAGGAAUAAUGUAAUAAUCUGGUUCGAGGAACUUGCAGAGAAAUACAGGUUGGAUGACAUAGUUUACGGAUCCUUCGUGGGAAAACACGGUUUUCGGAAUAAAUUCUGCGCCGCGGACGUAGUCUACUCGACACUGUCGCUAUUGGAAACGGCGGAUAAAGAAAGUGACCCCACAGACAGAUUCUUGAUGGCUCUGGAUUCUUUGGCCAAGAAGAACACGGACUUACUUUUGAAGGGAAUCGAAAUGGUCAAAUUGCAGCUGACUGCGGUCUUCAAACAGGUUCAGACCAUUUUGGAUUUGAGGCAACUGACGUGCUCUGGACCCUACUUAUACGCGGCCAUCGAAGAGGGUUUACCAGAAGCCAAAUAUUUUGGUUCUCCGGGGCGCCUUGGAAUGCUGGCAAGAUUCUUACUACAGGCACAGUAUUCUGCGACGAAGAAUAGGAGGCUGAGGAAUAUGCCAUUGGUGUUGGCAACACCGAGUCUGGAGUGUGUGGGAACGAGUCUUGUGGUUGGCAUUCCACCAAUAGCGGAAGAAUCGACAAAGAAUUUCUUUGGAAAAGCAUUCGAACAGGCUGCUCACAAAUCUCGGGCGGAAGUGAUUUUGGACUACUUUGACACUUCGGUGGUGCAGUUGAGGACCGAAGAUCGUGCCAAGUUCUUUGAUGCCCUGAUCUCUCUACUGAGUUGAAGUGCCGUUUUAAACAAGAGAAACGACCGCGCGGAUUCAUAAAUAUUAUUUUAAUUGUACAUAGAUACUUUUUAA